Messenger RNA from Marchantia polymorpha subsp. ruderalis, 1848 nucleotides. The record is from the annotation of a GenBank genome assembly. Lineage: Eukaryota; Viridiplantae; Streptophyta; Marchantiopsida; Marchantiales; Marchantiaceae.
CCCAUGAUUCCAAAAAAUUUCAGGAAACAAACAUUCAAAAUUCAAAAAUUCCACAACUUCCGCAAAGAGUGGAGCGAAUUCGCUACUAUAAAAGUCGAGAACGAACUCACUGCCCCUCCAAAAGUAGUAACCACGCACACUCACAAAAAUCAGUGUAGUAGGUCGAGAAAGAGCCCAACGUUAGCCCAUCCCACCCCACCACCAGCUCCACGCGAAGCGAUUUCAAAAACGAAGCAUUUGAAUUCGGUGCACAUUGACUCACUCGUAACCGCAGCUAACGGCCGCAGAUUCGCCCACUCUCUUGCGCAACGCCAAAUCUGUCCCCUACCGCAGUCAGAAGCGAAGAUAAAAAACAAAAAAUAAAAAUUUGAAAAAAUAAAUACCAUGUUUCAAAUGCUGCAUGUAAAUAGUUAGCCCCCAUAUGCGUCGCAGCGUUCGAUCGCGUACCUGCUCCCGGUCCCCACCCAACCGCGAGCGAGCCUUUGGGUACGUGAAGCAGCGACCACGGGGGGCUCGAAUUUGGGCUCUUGCAUGGGUCGAGGAGUAACCUUUGAGGAGGAAGAUAUUUAUCUUCUCCCCGGUUAGAGUUUAAUAAUUACCCUCCGAAAGUCGAGUGUUGUAUCUCGGGGGUUGGAUUUCGGUAAAGUUUCUAUGGUUGAAGUCAAAAAGGAAGAUCACACAUAGUGCUUGUCCUGUCCAAGCAUAAAAUACAAUAUCAAGCGAGGUUCAAUUAUAUGAGGCUAUAUCCAGAGGGAGUGGCAGAUUCAUUGACCUGAAUCUACAAGUCCCGUCGCUGUUGACUUGGAAGCCAGAAGACAGAAGACACAUCCUGACAAUGGGUGGAAAAGCGGACCAUUCAUUGCUCAUAUGCACACAAGCGCAGAGAAAAGUGAGCAAAAUUGUACCGGCUAAUAUCUCGUCCACCGAGAGGAGGAGGAGGAGGAGGAGGAGGAGGAAGAUAUGGGAUGAGAAAAUCGGUACGCUUGGAACAAUUUCAUGUCUCACGCCACCGAAGACGAGCAAGACAAGGCUUGUGUCUGACUGAAUGACUCUUUGUGCAUGGAUUCCACUGCAUCAACUUGUUGGUGUCUAGGGUACGAUCUGGUGGUUGGAGCGCCUCGGAAAGAUUAGGUCCGGGGACGUAUUGAAUCGUGAACAGCCGACCGAGUGCUGGUAGAUCUGCAACUUAAUUGAGCCCUCAGAAUGAUCCCAAACUCUUGCGAUGAACAUCAGAGCCUGCUGCUUUAGAGAGCCUCACUGUACGUCACGAGCAUAGUGAAACAUAAAUGGUUCGGUCGAGAAAUGAGUUUCCCAUAAUAUGUGCUCAGAGGAGUAGAUUCCCUAGCUGUAAGGUGGACCGCAUCGGUUCGAUACACAUUCCUUCCACUAGAAAACGCUCUCAUGGUGAUGGCGCGACGAGGAAAUAGUGAAUCUAGGUCGACUGAAAGUAUGAUAAAUUGACGGGUGGUGGAUAUUUUACACACAUGGGCUUCACUUACAGAUGAGGACGCUCAGCACAACAUAAUACAAAAAAAUUCACGAAUAAAUUGACGAAAGAUGAUCAGACAAGACUCGCGAGCAUAGUGACACGAGUCAAUAAUGACUCGAUGGACAGCACAGCUCCGUAGCGUAUGAUGUAACCGAGAAGAAACGAGCGUUUGACCAGAUCUGCUCGAAAAUUCGAUCCAUUUGUCCUCGUAAGCACCUUGAUUGAGAGAAGUCAUGAGCCAGGCCGGCGUUGCGACUCAAGGCGAUGAUGAUAGAUUUCUAAAGGUUUGCACAUCAAAGAGCAAGUUGUAAGGCACUAUUUCAGCUGAAACGCUGCGUCUACCUAAAAGAGUAGUCUUG